CCAGUCUAUCGGUCAGAGCAAUCAGACCAGGCCACAGCACAUCAUCACAUCACAUGAACGGAUCAUCUUGAAACAAGAGACAAUGUUCCGUGUAUGGUUUCCAGUCCUGCUUGUCAGUUGUGCAAUAUCCCAUGACAAGAGUGAGGCUACCCGGACAUCAAUGCCUGUGGCUUCACCAGAAUCUCCCGUGGGCCCGCCGUACCCAGUAACAGCGUCGUGGUUCCGCGACCGGUUCACCCGCCAAGAGUGGGAUGACACUUUGAAAGGCUUCAAGAAACAGGGCGGCGACACAGUGUUUCUGAGAGCACCACCUGUAGUCAAACGGACAUCGGAAGAGCUACAACAUGACCCCAACUUCCUCUGGUGUGGCAGCUACAACAGCAGUACGGGCACCGGCUUGCCUUACUGCUGGGACCAGGCUGAGCAGGAGCUGAAGUCUAUGGGGCUCAACGUGACCGCUUUCCUCACUUAUCAGUACGAAGAAGCUUUCUCAGAUGCCAUCAUGCUCUGCCCCAAAGUGGACAGGAAAAUCAGAAGCUCCCGCAACUACUACCGCAUCGUUCUCCCAGCAAACACCACUGCCCUCAACACAAGGACCAGCUGUGAUUUCCCGCCUGGCUCUAAUGUCGUGGUUCUGUUCACCAGUUUUGCUGGCACUGAUCCCCACCAGCUACUGCUCCAGAGUGCUGCUAAUCUCAGUGUUUCCGUCUUCUUUAGCCUGCCUGGAGCUCCAGUUGGCUUUGAGGAGCAACUGAUGCCUGCUUACUAUGCCUGGCUGGAAAGAGUCCUCCUAGAGCAUAAAGCUCGUUACACGCAGAUGUAUCUUCGCGACAACUACGGGAAUUCAGGACCCGCCAAAAGCUUGUAUGACUCCUUAACGGGGUACUAUGGCACAGAUGAAUGCAGUCUCCCUGAGAUAGCGCCAGGCUCAGACUUCAUCCCUGUCCACAGCAAGACAUCCCCCCAGCUCAUCUACAUCCCCCUCUAUACAAAGAUGGGUACUCUAGUGAGGAGCAUGGGAAAACGUUUUGCUAUUAGCCCAUACGUCAACCUGAACAGAUUCCAGCUUAACAGUACAGUACAGGCCCACGUUCAAGGCUUUGAAGCUAUUGUGAAGACUGGUGUGGUGGAUAUCAUAGCUGUACAGGAGGGCCGUGGAGCUGGUAGAGGCUGCUAUUACUGGCCUCACGAACUACACCAGCCAGUGAGAGCCACUGAUCCUACACUGGACAAAUCUAUCCACUACCUCAAUCCCCAAAUCCCUUCCAAUGUCUCUUUUGCACAAGCCUUCACAGCAAGCAACCAAGUUGUAUUCCGCGCCUUUCAAAAAGCUCAACAAAAACUGAUAGAACAAGAGAAUAUCGACUUUGAAUUCUGGCUCAACCUGGAAGCUUUUGAGUACCUCCGUGAUGACCCCUGCCUUCCAGUUGACCCAAUGGCCUCAGGGAUGGGAGAGCUUCUGAACCGUGCAGCUAAAGCUCGAGUAGACCGUGGCCUCAGCGUAGCCGGAGCUUUUGUACAGAAGGUCAUAUCCUUUGCCUGGGAUGCCGACUACACCUGUACCACUCACCAGUACAGCAAGAGUCUACAAGAAGAAAUCCUCACCGACCUUAACCGACCAAUUAUAGCCAACUGCUCUUUCCACAGCCCCCACAAUCUAUCAGUCGUCUUGCUCGGCUUCAACCUAGAGGCUGAGACGCAAUCAUUUACCGUGGACUGGACUGACACCAGGGGACGUUCUCAGAGCACCAACAUCUACGGCUACUACUUUGAGCUGGACUAUGGAGCUCAACACAACCUGGUCAAGUCUCUUGAGUACACCAUGCUCUGGGAUAUCCCUCAGAUGGUGACCAGCCUCGCACCAACUGGCACUGUACAUGUUUCAGGACACAAAGCUCUCGAUGACUGCUACUUCGACUAUGAUCUGCCAUAUGAUGAAGCCUGAUGAUUUCCAUGGAAAUGAUACAGACUGAUAAUAUCAAAUACCAAUAA
Molecule: messenger RNA, 1992 nt
Organism: Aplysia californica (California sea hare)
Lineage: Eukaryota; Metazoa; Mollusca; Gastropoda; Aplysiida; Aplysiidae
Exons: 2
Coding region: 83-1945 (620 amino acids)
Source: RefSeq, a predicted model, not a curated record